Messenger RNA from Impatiens glandulifera, 2944 nucleotides. Its product is annotated as linoleate 13S-lipoxygenase 2-1, chloroplastic-like. Lineage: Eukaryota; Viridiplantae; Streptophyta; Magnoliopsida; Ericales; Balsaminaceae. Bases 65 to 2809 code for a protein of 914 amino acids. The transcript has 8 exons. The record is from RefSeq and is a predicted model, not a curated record. Gene Ontology annotation, molecular function: oxidoreductase activity, acting on single donors with incorporation of molecular oxygen, incorporation of two atoms of oxygen; protein binding; metal ion binding. Gene Ontology annotation, biological process: lipid oxidation.
UUGUAUAUAUAUAGAGAGAAAUAUCCACAACUAGUUAACCUAAUUAUAAGUUCUUUGAAAACAAAUGUUGAAACUAGCUCAAUUAUCUCAAUCUAGGGUUUGCAACACAACCCUAGUUCCAUGGAACACUUACCUCUCCGGCAGUAGUGGUGUUGUUCCCGGAGCUUUGACGGUUCUUCCGGUGAAGCCCAAGUUUUCUGGCCGGAGAAAACACAUGAAGGAUGUCGGUGGCCUCCGUGUGAAGGCGGUGACCGUACCUGAUACUAGUAGUAGUACUAGUGCCGACGGGGUGACGACAAACAUACCCGCCAAAGCAACUGUAUCCGUACAAGUGACGGGUGGGAUCUUGCAUAAUAUAAACAUUAAUCAUGGUUUCGAUGACAUCGCAGAUUUGCUCGGGAAAUCUCUUCUUCUAGAGAUUGUCAGCUCAGAGCUUGACUCCAAGACGGGAUUGGAGAAGGAGACAAUAAAAGGUUACGCACAUAAGAAGGAGACUAAGGAUAAUGUAGUAAAAUAUGAAUGGGAUUUUGUUAUCCCAAAAUACUUCGGGGAGAUUGGCGCAAUCUUGGUCGAGAACGAGCAUCACUCCGAGAUGUUUAUCAAGAACAUUGUAAUUGACCGACUCCACCAUAGCUCCGUAGACAUCUCUUGUGAAUCGUUUGUAGCAUCCAAGUUCAAAAACCCCGAGGAGAGAAUCUUCUUCACCAACAAGGCAUAUUUGCCAUCAAAGACUCCUGAAGGGCUGAGAAGGCGGAGAGUAGAGGAGCUCGAGAAAAAACGUGGAGAUGGAACCGGCCAGCGCAAGACCGACGACCGAAUAUACGAUUACGAUGUUUAUAACGAUCUUGGAAACCCCGAGAAAGAUCGUAAUCAGAAAAGGCCUGUCCUUGGAGGGAAGGCCAAUCCUUACCCUAGACGUGGACGAACCGGUCGUCGUGCAUGCAAGAAUGACCCUGAAUCCGAGUCGAUCAGCAGCACAGUGUAUGUGCCUAGAGACGAGGCGUUCUCGGAGGUGAAGGGGCUGUCUUUUUCGGCGAAGACGGUAUCCUCGGUUUUGCAUGCAGUUUUGCCGUCUCUUGAGACGUCCAUGAUCGACAGCAAACUAGGGUUUCCUUACUUCACAGCCAUUGACACCCUCUUCAAUGAAGGCGUUCACGUUCCUGAUCUCAAGAGCAGCGGUAAUUGGAUCAAAGACACCAUCCCUAGGCUCGUCAAGUUUGCAUCGUCCAUUGGAGACAAUGUCCUACUCUUCGAGACACCUGAAAUAUACCAAAGAGAUCGAUUUGCAUGGUUUAGGGACGAGGAAUUCUCUAGACAGACCGUUGCAGGCAUCAAUCCAUUGACGAUAGAGUUGAUCAAGGAAUGGCCGAUGAAGAGUAAACUGGAUCCCAAGGUCUAUGGUCCGGCUGAAUCCGCCAUCACGAAAGAAGUUAUAGAGAAAGAGAUCAGAGGGUUCACGACCGUGGAAGAGGCGAUAAAGCAGAAGAAACUGUUUGUAUUGGACUACCACGACCUCUUGUUGCCAUACGUUAAUAAGGUGAGAGAGAUCGAUGGAAUGACGCUCUACGGCUCAAGAACUGUCUUCUUCCUCAUGCCAGAAGGUGUCCUCAGGCCUUUAGCAAUCGAGCUGGUGGUCCCUCCUUCCGACAAUGGGAAGACACCACAGUGGAAGGAAGUCUACACACCCCAUAGAGGGGACUCAACCGCAUGCUGGCUAUGGCGACUCGCCAAAGCUCACGUAGUGGCACAUGACAGCGGCGUUCACCAGCUAGUCAGCCACUGGUUGAGGACUCAUUGCUGCGUUGAGCCUUAUAUAAUUGCCACUCAUAGACAACUAAGCGCUGCUCAUCCCAUCUACAAGCUGCUGCAUCCUCAUUUCCGUUACACAAUGGAGAUCAAUGCUCUGGCUCGACAAGCCCUCAUCAAUUCAGAUGGGAUCAUCGAAUCUUCAUUCUCUCCAGGGAAGUAUUCGAUCGAACUCAGCUCAGUCGCUUACGACAAGCUGUGGCGGUUCGACCAUGAAGCUCUGCCUGCAAACUUGAUCAGCAGGGGAUUGGCGGUUGAGGACCCGAGCGCUCCACACGGACUCAAGUUGGCUAUUGAAGAUUACCCAUAUGCAAACGAUGGGCUUCUCAUUUGGGAUUCAAUCAAGCAGUGGGUGACAGACUAUGUGAGCUUCUACUACCCUGAAACCGAACUAGUCAAAGACGACACAGAGCUGCAGUCAUGGUGGACCGAGAUAAAAACGGUGGGGCACGGUGAUAAGAAAGAUGAGAAGUGGUGGCCGGAGCUUAACACCCCAGAUGAUCUGAUUGGGAUUCUCACAACGAUGAUAUGGGUUCCCUCCGGUCACCAUGCUGCUGUUAACUUUGGGCAAUACCCGUAUGGGGGUUACUUUCCGAACCGGCCAACGGUAGCAAGAACAAAAAUGCCAACGGAAAUUAAAGACACGGAAUACUGGAAAAACUUCAUUGAGAGGCCGGAAAGUACCCUUUUGCAGUGCUUUCCGUCGCAAAUCCAGGCUACGAAGAUUAUGGCGAUCUUAGAUGUUCUGUCAACCCACUGUGUGGACGAGGAGUAUAUUGGGGAGAAGAUUGAGCCGUCGUGGGCGGAGGAAGGGGUUAUAAAUGCCGCAUUUGAGCGUUUUUAUGGAAGGUUGAAGGAGAUUGAGGGGAUUAUUGAUGGUAGGAAUGUUGAUUUGAGGCUCAAGCAUAGAAGUGGGGCUGGAGUGUUACCUUAUGAGUUGUUGAAACCAUUUUCUGAGGCUGGUGUCACUGGAAAGGGAGUCCCUAACAGCAUCUCCAUAUGAUGAUGGAUCAAUUCACGAAUCUCUCUCUCUUUCUCUAUUAUGUUCUUCAAUCCUCUCCAUGAAUAAUAAGAAAAAUGAACUAUCAUGGUACCUUAUAAUUUUUAUCUAUAAAUGAGAAAUUUAAUUUAAAUAUCA